This is a messenger RNA of Cylicostephanus goldi, 735 nucleotides long. The record is from the annotation of a GenBank genome assembly. Lineage: Eukaryota; Metazoa; Nematoda; Chromadorea; Rhabditida; Strongylidae.
UACUUCCUUGACACGACAUGUUAUGACGCCGUCCAGAUUCUGAAGAGGCGCAGGAAGGUUGUCGAGAAAGGUAUUGCCGAUCUGCACGAACAUAGGAAAUUAUUGGAAAACUAUUCGACCUACGCCAAGAAGCUCUUUGAGCAUCAAGGCAGCUCUGAUGAGGUGGAAAUCAGGGAAGAGUAUGACGAGAAGAAAGAAGAUGAACUGAGAAGAAAGCGGAAAGCCAGAAAGAUGGCUUCACGGCCUGUCACUAAAACAUUGGCUGAAGUAAAUGCUGAGGCAGAAAUGAUGAAGAGAUUGGAGGAGCUGGAGCAACAAGAAUUGCGAAAUGGCGAACUUGACAGCUUAUUUGAUAUAGAUGCAAGUGUCGGCAAUGAGGAAGCUCUUCCUUCUCUUGACAAAAUAAUGGAAAAGCUUGACGAUGAUGACACGAAGUGUCUUAUGUCCGUACUGGCGUCGGAGAAAUCCGCAGUUGCAGCAGUACCCGAGGAGCAGAGUUGUAGUGAUGAUAAACCAACCACAUCUUCAGAAACAACAGAUGUCAAGCCAGUCACAUCUUCUGAGCCUCCGUUGCAAAAGGAAGAAGAAGCCGGCAUCCGAGUUGCGGAAAUAGUUGAACUUCCACUAAAAAAGAUUAAACCAUCUAUCUUCACUACAGCUGAUUCUGCCAGUAUGGCGCCCACAACUGAAGCUAGUGCACCUAAAGCCGAGCUGUCCACGGGUUAUUUUCGAGGA